Molecule: messenger RNA, 4059 nt
Organism: Myxocyprinus asiaticus (Chinese sucker)
Lineage: Eukaryota; Metazoa; Chordata; Actinopteri; Cypriniformes; Catostomidae
Exons: 12
Coding region: 10-2472 (820 amino acids)
Biological process (GO): adherens junction organization; calcium-dependent cell-cell adhesion; homophilic cell-cell adhesion
Cellular component (GO): membrane; catenin complex; adherens junction
Molecular function (GO): calcium ion binding; cadherin binding
Source: RefSeq, a predicted model, not a curated record
CACAGGGUCAUGAUGGAGGUUCUGAAUGAGAAUGACAACAAACCAGGGUUCAUACAAAGUUCAGUACAACCACUGGAACUCAGCGAGCUGACAGCCGUGAACUCUGUAACAUUUACAGUCCAGGCUACAGAUGCGGAUGGAGACACACUCACAUACAUCAUAGAUGAAGCAUCGUCUGAUUCCAGUUAUUUUCGAAUGGACUUGCCCAACAGUGGCAGAGUGAUACUGAACAAAUCAUUGGAUUAUGAAAGCAAAACUCAGCUCCGACUGAUCAUUUAUGCAGUGGAGACGAACACAAAUGAGCACUACAGUGCGACAGCCACAGUAAUCAUCAACGUGACAGAUGGGGAUGACCAAUACCCACAAUUUCAGCCAUGCACUCUCCUCUCAGCCAAUCACAGCAACCGUAUAUGUGCCAACCCCCUGUAUAUGGCAAACAUCACAGAGAACGAGCAGGACAUAAUCUUGGAUUUCUCUCCGGGUCCGAUUCAAGCUGUGGAUGGUGAUGAGGGUCUUAAAACGCCAAUAACAUACACCAUCCUGUCAGGAGCAGAUAAUGGGAGAUUUGUCAUUGACAGUAGUUCUGGAGAAGUGAGGUUAACCAGAAGUGUGGAGAACCGAUUGCUGACACCAACUCUGAGACUGCGAAUUAUGGCAGCUCAAACGGAUGACCCUUUAAAGUACGCGGUUGCCACGGUUCUGGUAAGAGUUCUAGCAGAAAACAGAUAUCCGCCGCAAUUCAACCGUUCAGCGUACCGCGGCUUUGUAACUGAGAGCACAAGCCCUGCCUCCCUCGUCAUGACAUACGGUGACAAAUUACUUAUACUGGAGGCCACGGAUCAGGACUUCACAGAUGGCUUCAAUCCAAGACUGCAAUAUUCUCUAAGCUCUGUACACAACAGUUCUCGGCUCUUUUACAUUACACAAGAGGGAAUUCUCAUCUCUAGAAGUAACCAGCUACACCUCAACCACAAAUACUUCCUGGAGGUUAUCGCCACUGACCUGGAAUCAGGAGACAUUGUUAAAGCUACAAUACAUGUGGAAGUUCUUCAGAGAGGCCGGCCAGUUCCUCAUAGUCCAUUGGGGGUGGGGCAUCCAGAUGGCAGAGAGACAGUGGGCAGGACAGAGGGUGUAGCAGGAGUGUGUCUAAUCCUGCUGGCUAUUACCUUAUUUAUGCUGGUGCGGUGCAUAAGGAUGCGAAGAAAAAGGCAGGAUCCUGCCGACCUCGCCAAUGUGGCAGAAAGCAAACAUCCUAAUGUGACUCUGAGAUGGUUCCAGUUGGUAAACCAUGGCAAACCAAUGCCCCUUGUGGAGGAACCAUUCUAUCACAACGAGGCUUUCAGCGGAUAUGACUGCUCUACCUCACCUUUAUAUGGCACACAAGGCAUCUACACCAGAAUAGAAGAACCACCAACAAAAUCUGUCAUGGAGCUCAGAAACUAUUCGUCCGCCCUGCGGCUCAAUGGAAAGCCAAUGGACAGAUCCAACAGUAAAACGGUGUCAUUUCAUGAUUUCGUUGUGGUUCGGGAAUGCGAUGUUGAGGGUGAAAGCAUGCUGGACACUGUGGAGGAUAAUACAGAAGCUACAGCCUCAGUCUGUACUGAUUUAAAGGAAGUAAACACUGAUUAUGUCAAGGCAAAUGCUGAUUUGGUUACCACAGUGGACACAAGCGUAGCAGGAUUUAACACUGAAUCACAAAGAAUUACACAUUCUGAGUCAGAAAGGCUCAAUACACACUUAAAAAGAGUCAACACAGACUAUGACAUAACUAAACCUGAUCCAAUAGAGGUAAACAAUGAAAUAAAUCCAGACAAAAUGAGUCACCUUUUGCCUGGAGAAAACCAAGCAAGAAACUUCAACGAGAGUAGGCAAAAGGAUGAUACAGUUACACAAAGUUCGACGUUAGAAAAUGCCACACUAGAAGAAACAAAAGCCUCGAUUUCAGAGGCAAAUAUAGCAGUGGUAACGUGUUUGGCAAGCUUUGAGUCAGAUGCUAGCGGUAAAUCUGUUGAUCUUUACAAAGAUCCUCCAUAUUCAGCACCUGAGAGUUCGGUGGAACAGAUAGAACAAGCAGGAUUUCAAGAUAGAAGUAUCCAGAUAAGAGUCCAAGACACAGAUACACUAAACCAAAACAUCACUGACUACCAAGACUUGACAAAAGUACAUCAACUAAGCAAGACACUUGAUUCAGCUCACAAUAGAUCAAAACAUCUUACAGUUGAGACCGAAUACAGUAACACAGACUUAGAUCUAGCAAGAUCAAACAUUUAUUAUGUAAAUGAGGAUGUCGUAACAAACUUGGAUAACAUUAGCCCAGAAGAGAACCAGGAAUCUGCUUGUAACAUUGAUACAACUAAUGAUGAACUACAUAUCAAACUUGGCAUGAACAUGCAAGCAAUCACAGAUACUGACAUUCAGAGCGCAGAAUUGCAGGUAGAAAUUUUAAAUGAUCAACUCAACAAUGGAGAUUAAACCAAUGACAGUAGUGACUAGAGGUCGACCAAUAUAUCGGUUUUACCGAUUAAUCGGUUACAAUAGUUGCUUUUUUGAAAGUAUCGGUUAUCGGAAAAUACCAACACGAUAGUUGCCAAUAUAUAUGUAUACACUCAGCAAAAAAAGAAACGUUCCUUUUUCAGGACACUGUAUUUUAAAAAUAAUUUUAUAAAAAUCCAAAUAACUUUACAGAUCUUUAUUGUAAAUGGUUUAAACAAUGUUUUCCAUGCUUGUUCAAUGAACCAUAAACAAUUAAUGAACAUGCACCUGUGGAACGGUCGUUAAGACACUAACAGCUUACAGAUGGUAGGCAAUUAAGGUCACAGUUAUAAAAGCUUAGGACACUAAAGAGACCUUUCUACUGACUCUGAAAAACACUAAAAGAAAGAUGCCCAGGGUCCCUGCUCACCUGCGUGAACGUGCCUUAGGCAUGUUGCAUAGAGGCAUGAGGACUGCAGAUGUGGCCAGGGCAAUAAAGUGCAAUGUCAGUACUGUGAGACACCUAAGAUAGCACUACAGGGAGACAGGAAGGACAGCUGAUCGUCCUCGCAGUGGCAGACCACGUGUAACAACACCUGCACAGGAUCGGUACAUCUGAAUAUCACACCUGCGGGACAGGUACAGGAUGGCAACAACAACUACCCGAGUUAUACCAGGAAUGCACAACCUUCCAUCAGUGCUCAGACUGUCCGCAAUAGUCUGAGAGAAGCUGGACUCAGAGCUUGUAGGCCUGUUGUAAGGCAGGUCCUUACCAGACAUGCAACAACGUCGCCUAUGGGCACAAACCCACCUUAGCUGGACCAGACAGGACUGGCAAAAAGUGCUCUUCACUGACGAGUCGCGGUUUUGUCUCGCGGACGAGUUGGGGUGAUGGUUGGACUCGCGUUUAUCGUCAAAGGAAUGAGCAUUACACCGAGGCCUGUACUAUGGAGCGGGAUCAAUUUGGAGGUGGAGGGUCCGUCAUGGUCUGGGGCGGUGUGUCACAGCAUCAUUGGACUGAGCUUGUUGUCACUGCAGGCAAUCUCAACACUGUGCGUUACAGGGAAGACAUCCUCCUCUCUCAUGUGGUACCCUUCCUGCAGGCUCAUCCUGACAUGACCCUCUAGCAUGACAAUGCCACCAGCCAUACUGCUCAUUCUGUAUGUGAUUUCCUGCAAGACAGGAAUGUCAGUGUUCUGCCAUGGCCAGCGAAGAGCCCAGAUCUCAAUCCCAUUGAGCACGUCUGGGACCUGUUGGAUCGGAGGGUGAGGGCUAGGGCCAUUCCCCCCAGAAAUGUCCGGGAACCUGCAAGUGCCUUGGUGGAAGAGUGGGGUAACAUCUCACAACAAGAACUGGCAAAUCUGGUGAAGUCCAUGAGGAGGAGAUGCACUGCAGUACUUAAUGCAGCUGGUGGCCACACCAGAUACUGACUGUUACUUUUGAUUUUGACCCCCCCUUUGUUCAAGGACGCAUUAUUCCAUUUCUGUUAGUCACAUGUCUGUGAAACUUGUUCAGUUUAUGUCUUAGUUGUUGAAUCUUUUUAUGUAUUUACACAUAUUAAGUUUGCUGAAAAUAAAAGCAGCUGAA